UCACUCCCCUUCAGCAGUCUGAAGCCCCUAGGUCAGCCACCCUCAUUAGUCAGCAUCCCCACCCCCAGACCCUCCCCUGACCAAGGCUUCUUGCACCCGAGGUGGCUUCAGGGUCGCAGGGCCCAGCUCUGUGCUGACCUGUGGACUGGGGGUUUUGGCCAGGCUGGCCCAGGGCUGGGGUGACUCAGGGUGGCUGAGCACCUCAGAGCUCCCAGGGCACAGCAGCUGAGCAGGGCCAGCGUGAAGUCCCUCUGAGACAUGCCACCUCCUACAUGGCAUGACCUUGAGCGAAGCUCUCUCCACUACAAGCUCAGCCCCCACGAGGACCCUCCUGGUCGGGGAGUCCAGACAUCAGCACCCCUCUGGCCAGUGGGGACGGCGUCACAGGGAGUCCACUGCACAGCAAGAGAAAUGGUUACUGGGCUGGAGGAAGCCCUGUACCAGCUCCCCAGCUCCUCCCCAGGCUAAGAAGCUCCCCCGUGUAUGAUCCGGGUACACUUCUGGUUCAUCUCCAGCUCUGAAAAGUUUUCCAGGGUCGGUCUGGGGUUCUAGCAGCCGGCCCUGUGCGUCCAGCCGGCUACGAGAAGAUGCCAGAACAGAGCAAUGACUACCGUGUGGUCGUGUUCGGCGCAGGCGGUGUGGGCAAGAGCUCGCUGGUGCUACGCUUUGUGAAGGGAACGUUUCGCGACACCUACAUCCCCACCAUAGAGGACACCUACCGGCAGGUGAUCAGCUGUGACAAAAGCGUGUGCACACUGCAAAUCACAGACACGACGGGCAGCCACCAGUUCCCGGCCAUGCAGCGUCUGUCCAUCUCCAAGGGCCACGCCUUCAUCCUGGUGUUUUCCGUGACCAGCAAGCAGUCCCUGGACGAGCUGAGCCCCAUCUACAAGCUGAUCGUGCAGAUCAAGGGCAGCGUGGAGGACAUCCCCAUCAUGCUGGUGGGUAACAAAUGUGAUGAGACGCAGCGGGAGGUGCACACCGGCGAGGCACAGGCCGUGGCGCAGGAGUGGAAAUGCGCCUUCAUGGAGACCUCGGCCAAGAUGAACUACAACGUGAAGGAGCUGUUCCAGGAGUUGCUCACGCUCGAGACGCGCCGCAGCGUCAGCCUCAGCGUAGACGGCAAGCGCUCCAGCAAGCAGAAGAGGACCGACCGCAUCAAGGGCAAGUGCGCGCUCAUGUGAGCCUGCGCGCUCCUGUGAGCCUGCCAGAGCAGGCCAGGGCCUCGGCGCUCCUGCUCGCCUCCCUCCUCUCCCCUCUCACUGUACCGUGCCUGCCCUCCCUCCCUUCCUCCCUCCCCCUUCCUUCCUCCUCCCCGUUCUCCUCUCUCUUCCUCCUCUCCCUCCCCCUGCUCCUCCCCUCUGUCUUACCCUUCUGCUUCCUUCCCCUUGCCCUUCCCUCCUCUUCCCUCCUCCCCACCCUCCUCUGCGCCUUCCUCCAUAUCUCCUCCCUCUUCCCGCCCUGCCAGCCCACAGUAGGGUUGGGCUCUGGCCCAGCCCCGUCACACCUCAUGGCCAUCACCCUUGCUGACUGCUCCCCUGGACUGUCCAUGUCCUCGCUAUCUGUGCUCCACAACCGUACAUCGGAGGUUGAUCCCUGUGGAUCUGAAAACUGGGAGCUGGCUAGGAACUGCUGGUCCCAGCCAGGACCAGAAAGGCUGCCUUGCUCUGUCCCUCUCCCGGGGUGUUCCCAGCCAGGCCUACAUUCCGUCCCCCACAUUCUGUCACUGUGACCUCCUUCAUUCACUUCUUCUUUCUUUCACCGAGUCCUGUCCCUUCCCCAUGACUCCUGACCUGAGUCCUUUCCUGGGUCCAGAGCACCCCUCUCCCCUCCUGCCUGCACCCCAGGGUAGAUGGGCCUAUGGGCUGGGCCUCAGGCCACCAGGCAAUAAACACAGGGCCCCGCAGCAAUGUCCUGCCAGCCCUAAGCACCACCCCGGAACAGCAGAGACCAGAGCACAAGCCCAGGACUGUCCUCAGGGGAAGCGCAUGGGGACCCGAGCCUGGACGCUGCCCGCCUUCUACAGAGACAGAGAUGCUGGCACAGUGGUGCCUCCAUGGUGACCCCAAGUGGGGUUUGGGGUGCUGAGGACAGGAUGUCCAGCUGAGAGUCCAUCAGUGAAGUGUGCGGGCGAUGGACCAGUACCUUGCUGCCCCAGGGCUCUGGAAGAACCCGAGCCCUGUUCCAGAUCAUGUGUAACCCAGAGACUGUCCCCCAUGUGUGCCCAAAGUCACAGAGAGCUUCUCUGACAUCUGUGCGACUGUCCAGGAGACUUGAGUGGCUUCUGGGCCUGUGUCCCACCCGCAUGAGGGUGACUGUAGAAUCUUGUGUUCGUGUGACUUUGUAUGUGUGAACGGGUGUGUGUGUGUCAUGGGAUGGGGUGUGUUUGUGCCAUUCUGGGCCCUUAAUGAGAGCACAGUACAUUUGGUGGCUGGGUAGAGUGGCCUGUGUGUAACUGUGGAGGACACCUAGGCACCAUGGUGUGUAGGGUGGACCUGUGCUUUCGGGAGUAGGUGAGAAUUUAUCUGUGACCUGUCUGUUCAGCCUGUCCAAGGAGCACCGGGUCCUGCUCCAGGCUGGGACAGGCUGGCCACCGGGUCCUGCUCCAGGCUGGGACAGGCUGGCCACCGGGUCCUGCUCCAGGCUGGGACAGGCUGGCUGGUGACUCAGACAGUGUCAGUCAGCUACUGUCCUAGAACAAGUGGCAGACGCCAGCCAGCACCGAGGCUUCAGUGCAUGUGGCCAUUACCUCACGGGGCUGCGCAGACCAGGCUGUGGUUGGAGAGAGCUGGAUCCUCUGUUGUGCUGAUGUGUGUGAGGAAUGGCUGCCGUCAGGUGACCAGGUGGUCCAGACCUAAGUGUGGUCCCUCUGUGCCCUGAGCACAGGAAGAAACAGAGCCUGAAGCCUGAGUCUGAGCGUAGCUGAGCCCCAACUUCCAGCCAGUCCAGGGCCCCCACGGCUGCUACCUGCUCCCUAGCCCUGGGAGCAGCCCCUGGCUGGACAGGGGUCACAGCCCUUUCUCAGGGACACACCCUGAUAGCACAAUCUCUGGGCCGCCCCAGGCCUCUCCUGGCCUUGCCCAUCCUGGGGAGAACCGGGUUGGGUGGCAGGGGAGGGGGGAGCCCACCCUGGCUGCUGGCCAACCUGCCCAGGCAUCUCUGGUGCUGGGGACCCUGCCAGGCCUCGCUUGCUGUGACCCACCCCUGCCCCCGCAUGUGGGAGCCCUGCCCUGCGUGGGGUCCGUGUACCGUUUGCUGUCCACCUUGUCUUCCUGCAAUAAACAGUGGAUCCUG
Mesocricetus auratus (golden hamster) is the source of this 3294-nucleotide messenger RNA. It is a transcript of the gene Diras1, whose product is annotated as DIRAS family GTPase 1. Gene Ontology annotation, molecular function: GDP binding; GTP binding; GTPase activity. Gene Ontology annotation, cellular component: plasma membrane. The transcript is spliced from 3 exons. Gene Ontology annotation, biological process: signal transduction. Lineage: Eukaryota; Metazoa; Chordata; Mammalia; Rodentia; Cricetidae. The coding region runs from base 588 to 1184 and encodes 198 amino acids. The record is from RefSeq and is a predicted model, not a curated record.